Messenger RNA from Populus euphratica (Euphrates poplar), 4095 nucleotides. Its product is annotated as transposon Ty3-G Gag-Pol polyprotein. The record is from RefSeq and is a predicted model, not a curated record. The transcript is spliced from 3 exons. NCBI's taxonomy places the organism in Eukaryota, Viridiplantae, Streptophyta, Magnoliopsida, Malpighiales, Salicaceae. Gene Ontology annotation, biological process: DNA integration. Bases 1 to 4095 code for a protein of 1364 amino acids. Gene Ontology annotation, molecular function: nucleic acid binding.
AUGGAGACUAGGAACAAAAGCAAUACUGAGUUUCGCAAUGAGGUCAGUGAAGCCUUGGCUCAACAUGCGUCUCAAUUUGAUCUUCUUAAAACCCAACAUGAGUCUCGUUUCGACCUCCUGAACAACAAUAUGACUCAAGUUACCACAUCCCUCCAAAACCUCCAAACCGCUAUCAGUGAAUUACAAACUUUGUCAUUACGUCCCAGUUCCAAUCACCAAACCAUUAUCCAAGAUGUCAAUUCUUUCACCAAGGGAGAAGCUUCCCAAAAGGGUCGACAACCAGCAUCUGCUUGUUCCUUUCCAAGUACUGGUUUUGACAGAAGUCAUCAACAGUUCAAACUGUCAUUUCCAAAAUUCAGUGGUAAUGAUCCAACAGGAUGGGUUUAUAAGGCAGAGCAAUUCUUCGAGUUUCAGAACAUUGCGAAUGAUCAAAGAGUGCAACUCGCUUCAUUCCACCUGGAGGGAUUAGCUUUGCAGUGGCACCGUUGGCUAACUAAGUACAAGGGCACACUCACCUGGCUUGAAUUUACAGCAGCAUUCCUCCAUCGUUUUGGUCCGACUGAGUAUGAGGAUCCCUCUGAAGCUUUAACUCGUUAUCGACAAGUCACAACAGUAGCAGCGUACCAAGAAGCUUUCGAAGGGCUAUCGCAUCGUGUGGAUGGACUACCAGAACCAUUCUUGGUUGGAUGUUUCAUUGCAGGACUUCGGGAUGAUAUCCGUUUGGAUGUCAAAAUUAAACAGCCAAAGACUCUAGGAGACACCAUUGGAGUUGCUCGCCUGGUGGAGGAACGUAAUCUCCUGCAAAGAAAAGGUAAUACUUUUGUGCGAUCAACUGCCAUUUCUCGUCCUCUACCAACCACCAACAGUGGUGUACUGGGACCACCACCAGUAUCCAAACCAGUCAGUACCACCGCUCCAUCCUCAUUUAGAAGGAUAACAAAUCAAGAAGCUCGUGAAAGACGUGAGAAGGGCCUUUGUUUCUAUUAUAAUGAAAAAUUCAUACCAGGGCAUCGUUGUCAAAGGCCACAACUGUUUAUGAUUGAAGAUUCCACACCAGAAGAAAUGGAUACCAGUGAUGAUUGCACCGUUGACAUUGCAACUGUGGAAUCUUUUCCAGAAAUAUCAUUCCAUGACAUCGCUGGUACUGAGCAUCCACAGACCAUUCGCGUACUGGGAAAAUUGAAGAACAAGGAUGUCACAGUGUUGAUCGAUGGAGGAAGUACACAUAAUUUCAUCGAUCAAUCCAUUGUCUCUCAAUUUGGGCUACAAGAAAUUCGAGAUAAGACGUUUCAGGUGAUGGUGGCUAAUCGUGAGAAGAUUGUUUGUGGAGGACGGUGUCUUGCUCUUUCCAUACUCAUCCAAGGUCAUGUGGUCAUUGCUGAUUUUUAUGUCUUACCUGUUGCUGCUUGCCAUGUGGUUUUAGGGGUUCAAUGGCUUGCGACUCUUGGCCCAAUUGAAACAGAUUAUCGAAAUCUCAUGAUGACUUUCAUAGGCGGGGGCACCAAACGCAUGUUUCAGGGAAUUGGUCGUGCUGGUUUGGAGGCCUUAUCUAAUAAGGACCUUUUUAACUUGCAACAAACUGGGUUGUUUCUCCAGAUUACUAUGACUGAGCAUGUGGACUCCAUUACCACUUAUUCUAGUGAUCUCGCAGCAGUCCUUGACAAAUUUGCGCAUGUUUUUGACACACCGACAACUUUGCCACCAAAUCGUUCACAUAACCACCGGAUUCUACUUCAACCCAACAGCGAACCUGUUAGUGUUCGUCCAUACAGGUACCCAUACUAUCAAAAAACUGAGAUUGAAAAGAUGGUUAAAGAACUACUUGAAUCUGGUUUAGUUCGUCCAAGCAACAGUCCAUUUUCAUCUCCUGUUUUGUUGGUAAAAAAGGCAGAUGGAACGUGGCGAUUCUGUGUCGAUUUUAGGGCACUCAAUCACAUAACAGUGAAGGACAAAUAUCCUAUUCCAAUUGUUGACGAGCUCUUGGAUGAACUGCAUGGUGCCAGGUUUUUUACAAAACUGGAUUUACGUUUGGGGUACCACCAAAUUCGGGUUCAGGAGUCCGACAUCCAGAAAACAGCUUUCCGCACUCAUGAAGGACAUUAUGAAUUUGUAGUCAUGCCUUUCGGUCUCACGAAUGCCCCAGCUACUUUCCAGAGUCUUAUGAACGAUCUGUUCAGACCAUAUCUUCGCAAGUAUAUUAUUGUGUUCUUCGACGAUAUUUUGAUCUACUCUAAAAAUUGGGAUGAACAUAUUUCACAUAUAAUUAGUGUUCUAACCAUUUUGUCCAGUAACAGUUUGUAUGUCAAGAAAUCAAAAUGUCAAUUUGGAGUAUCACAGGUGAAUUAUUUGGGCCAUGUCAUAUCAGAGAAAGGAGUCGAGGUUGAUCCUUCCAAGAUACAAGCAGUGGUUGAUUUGCCAGAGCCGACAACAGUAAAGGGUGUGCGUGGUUUUUUGGGGUUGGCGGGUUAUUAUAGAAAAUUAAUCAGUGGAUUUGGCAAUAUGGCAGCACCAUUGACUCAUUGUUUAGGCAAGGAAGGAUUUCGUUGGGGAAUAAAUGAGUCCACAGCCUUCAACAAACUUAAACAGGCCUUGACUUCACCUCCUGUUUUGCGCUUGCCUGAUUUUUCUCAACGUUUCUUCAUUGAAUGUGAUGCUUGUGGCAUUGGAAUAGGCGCUAUUCUCAUACAACAAGGUCAGCCGAUUGCAUUCUUUAGUGAGGCAUUAAAGGGUUCAUCAUUGGCACUCUCCACUUACGAAAAAGAGAUGUUGGCCAUUGUCAAAGCCAUCCGUAAGUGGCGACCAUAUCUUCUGGGUAGACCCUUCACUGUCAGGACUGACCACAAGAGUCUCAAGUUUCUGUUAGAACAACGCAUCACAACUCCUGCACAGACUCGUUGGCUUCCGAAACUCCUUGGUUAUGAUUAUGUGGUGGAAUACAAAAAGGGCCCUGACAACAAAGGUGCUGAUGCACUGUCCAGAAAAGUCGAGUUCAACUUUUUGGCAGUUUCCUUGCCUCGGCCCUAUUGGUGGAUACGUCUGCAACAAGAGGUUCAGCAAGACUCUUUUUACACUGAUUUAUUCAAGCUAAAUUCAGGUCAUCAGCGACAACUGUAUACUUGCAAAGAUGGUGUGUGGUUCAAAGGUGGAAAGGUAUAUUUAAAUCCCUCUUCUACAUUAAUUCCUUCAGUUUUGGCAGAUCAUCACUCUUCUCCUGUUGGGGGCCACUUUGGUUACCACAAAACUCUAGCAAAAAUCCGCGGGUUGCUGCAGCCCUUGUCCAUCCCAACUAAAAUAUGGACUGAAGUGUCUAUGGAUUUUGUGGAAGGGUUGCCUCCUUCGUUGGGCAACACAGUGAUCAUGGUUGUGGUGGAUCGCUUGAGUAAAUAUGCUCAUUUUGUAGCUCUGAAGCAUCCAUUCACGGCCAUUAUUGUGGCCAAAUCUUUCAUUGCUAAUGUUGUCAAGCUUCAUGGAAUUCCUGUGUCUAUUGUCAGCGACCGAGACAAGGUGGUCAAUCGGACAUUGGAGCAGUAUUUAAGAUGUUUUACAGGUGAUCAACCACAUAAGUGGGUGGAUUGGUUGCCUUGGGCAGAAUUUAGUUAUAAUACUGUCAUUCACUCUUCCACGAAGAUUUCGCCAUUUGAAGCAGUUUAUGGCAUUUCACCACCAAACGUGCUUUCAUAUGUGCCAGGAACUACUCGCGUCCAAGCUGUGGAUGAAUAUUUGCAUGAUAGGGAUUCGGUUCUUCAGGAUUUACGUCAUCAACUAGUUCUUGCGAGAGAUCGGAUGAAAACUCAAGCUGACAAACAUCGCCGUGAAGUUCAUUUUACUGUGGGAGAUUUUGUUUAUUUGAAGUUGCAACCAUAUCGGCAAACAUCAGUUGCUUUUUGCAGGUCAAUGAAACUGGCGCCACGUUACUUUGGCCCUUAUCAAGUAUUAGCUAAGGUGGGGGAAGUUGCCUAUAAGCUUGCCUUACCUGCUGGGUCUCAAAUUCAUAAUGUUUUUCAUGUGAGCCGCCUACGCAAGUGUUUGAGUUCUGUGGUUCCAGUCUCUCCCGAGCUACCUCCAGUAUCAGCGACUUCUACCAUUCUGCCAUAG